UAAUAUCAUAAUAUGCCUAGUUUAUGGUAAGCUCAAAGAAAACUGAAAGCCUAUUAAUACACUCAAAUACAAAGAGUAUAUUGUUGCUUUUAAUAACUUUCAACUUUUAAACACUUUUGGAAUCUUUAGACUACAUAACAUUGUAUCACUACUGCUAUUUUAUUACAGGAUAGUAUAUAUAAAAAUUGAUCGGUUAAAUUAAACAGUAUUACACAUUAACGUUUUUAUAUUCUUAGAUACCGUCAGUUAUAUUAUAAUACCUGUUGUCAUCGAACGAUUCCUCUACCUUAACCCUUUCACUGCUACAGACGCAUAUAAGCGUCCAGCGAAAACACCUCUGCUGUGCUACAGACGCAUAUGAGCGUCCUCUACAAAUGACUACAAUUUAAAAUUAAUUGGCUAUAAAUAAAUAACAACAAAUAGUCCAUUCUUAUCUAUGGACUACAAGGAGUUAUUAAAUGUUAUACAUUUUGGAUCUUUCAGGGGUUCUCAAUAUUGUCUCUGACUAUACCUGUAGCUCUUAUACCAAUAGUUCUAGCCAAUAGCCACACAGAAUAUUAUAGUGCUUCAUUUACCUUUUUGUUUUAUACCUUUAUUUCGUGUUACCCAUGUAACGAAAAACAUAACAGAUAAAAUUAUACCAAAAUAGAAUUACAUUUAUGUACCUAGGUAUUUAGUAUUUAUAUAUUAUGGUUUUCAAUUUGUUUUCAAUGUAUUGACACACAUUAUUGUGCCGAACUACGUUCAUUUUGUGCUUUGCUUUUUUUAUUGUGAUUUGUUUCUCUAAUAUAAAUUACCACAAUGACUAAAAAGUUAACGGACGAAGAAAUAGAACGAGAACUAAAUGAAUACUAUGCUAAUUCUGAAUCCGAAGAUGAAACAUACGAUAUUGAUCUAGCUGUUGAAGAUUCUGAACCUUGUUUUGAUCAAUCGAGAUCAAGUGAUGAUCAUUUUAAUUUGAUAAAUUCUAAUAAUAUUAAUAGUGUAUAUAAUUCUAAUCAAAUGCAAUAUAGCACACCUACUGAGAUUAGCCAAUACGAUUUACAAGCCUCUGGUCUAUUACACAAUGAACAAUAUUUAUUCAAAGAUGUUGAUAUUGAUGAAGCUCUUCAAAAUUUAGAAACUGAUUUCCAAGACUAUUUGUCACAGAAUGACUCUUUUCAGUCUCCUUCUUCAAGUAUUACACAGCAGUCAAGAAUAACUUCAGAUGUAUUUUCAUCUAGCAUUGGUAGACCCACAAGAUCAUCUAAAGUUCCUAAAGCAAUCAAGACAUUAAAAUGGAAAAAAAAUGCAAACAGUUUUCAACCAAAAAUUCAUGAAUUUAACCCAAACAAUGUAUGUUACUGUUUGUUUUUUCUAAAAAUCCAAAAAUUAAAUAAAAAUGUGUUUUUGCUAAUUUCAGAGUGGUGUUCAAUGUGAAGAGUUUGGUUUAAAUGAAACCUCAUCUGUUAUUGAUUUUUUUGAAGCAUUUAUUACAAAUGAUUGGUGGGGAAAAUUGUUUUUGAGACUAACAGGUACGCUAAGGAGCAACCAAUUAAUUCAGAACAUUCAAGAAUGGUUUAUUGGAAAGAUACUAGUA
This is a messenger RNA of Aphis gossypii (cotton aphid), 1579 nucleotides long. RefSeq lists its product as uncharacterized. Lineage: Eukaryota; Metazoa; Arthropoda; Insecta; Hemiptera; Aphididae. The record is from RefSeq and is a predicted model, not a curated record. Bases 802 to 1419 code for a protein of 205 amino acids. The transcript has 4 exons.